Molecule: messenger RNA, 1946 nt
Organism: Onychostoma macrolepis
Lineage: Eukaryota; Metazoa; Chordata; Actinopteri; Cypriniformes; Cyprinidae
Gene: fam3a
Product: FAM3 metabolism regulating signaling molecule A
Exons: 10
Coding region: 282-971 (229 amino acids)
Source: RefSeq, a predicted model, not a curated record
GGAUUGGUGUAUUGGCAACAGAUGUACGCUGCUGGAGGACACCUAACAAGGAUAUUUCGUUAUUACUGAGUUGUGUGCUCGUUAAAUGUGCGUUAUAUUUGUUGCCGACUAAUUAAGUCGACACCGUUUUGAAGAUGAACGUGAGCAAAUUAGUCGUGACAGAGUCCUAAAGCACAAGGGAGAAUCUUUCACAAACCCGCUGCACAGGGUCACUGCAGAUUUCAGGUUCAGCGAAUAUUAUCACAUUGGCCAUUUGCUGACCAGAUUGACAUCUGUUCACCAUGAGGUUUGCAGUGGCACUCCGUGCUGUUGCUUUGGUUCUUUUGUUGGGCUUUACCUGGCUUCUAGCAAAUUCUAUGCUAGGAGGGGAUGGGAACUCCUUGAUACGGAUGCUGUUUAGUGGUGGACAAGAAGAGCCCACUCCAGAACCACGACCACGCAAGUACAAAUGUGGCCUGUCUGCACCAUGUCCCCCCAAACAUCUCGCCUUCCGGUUGACCUCUGGUGCUGCCAAUGUCAUCGGCCCCAAAAUCUGUCUGGAGGAUAAAAUUCUUGUCAGCAGUGCUAAAAACAAUGUUGGCAGAGGGCUCAAUGUUGCCUUAGUAAAUGGGGUUAAUGGAGAUCUUUUGGAAGUAAAAGCAUUUGAUAUGUGGGCAGGAGAGGUUUCAGAGCUGCUGAAGUUCCUUCGUCCUCUACAUGAAGGAACACUAGUAUUUGUUGCUUCUUUUGAUGACCCGGCCACCAAGUUAAAUGAUGAGGCUCGACGGCUGUUUGAGGAGCUGGGGAGCACAGCAGCGAAAGAACUGAGCUUUAGGGAUAGCUGGGUGUUUGUUGGAGCCAAAGGAAUAGAAAAUAAGAGCCCAUUUGAACAGCGAAUGAAGAACAGUAAAGGCAGUAAUAAAUAUGAAGGCUGGCCCGAGUCUCUGGAGAUGGAUGGCUGCAUUCCUCUGCGCGCUCCUUUAGAAACUUAAGGCCUCAUGGGUGCUUUGAACUUUAUGAACACUUCAAACACGAGGAUCAAGGAGCACUGUGUACAAGUACAACUCGGCUGCCUAAAGAUUUUACUCAUUGGAUGGUUCGAAGUGGAUUUUCCUUGUAGAGCUGUCUACUUCUUUUCAAGGCGAAGAAACAAAUUGAAUUGAAAAUAUAACUGGAAGUUGUCUGGUCCGGUGGAAUUAGAAUUGUUUUGAUUAACAGAAGAAGAAUUGUUGUUUUUUAUGAAGAAAAAAUACAGGCACAUUAAAUGUUUUUUAACAAUAUUUAAAUGGUAUGUUUAGAAAAAAUGUGUGAAAUUGAUACUGUAUAAAAUCUGUGCCUAGAGGUUGUUCUGAAGGAUUCCAUUAAUAUGCAUUUAUGUUUAAAGACAGAUUAUUAUAUACACAUUGAAGAAUGUCCAGAGAGUCCAUUAAAAAUGGUCACCUGUUUCUAAUCCAUGCUUGUAAUGAGAUCAGUUUCAUAAGACUCAUCUCAAUUAAGUUGCACCAAUGUUCUUCCGUGUGUAGUUUUUGUUCUUUGUAUGAUGAAAUGAAAUGAAAUGCACUGCAUAGACAACCUUUGCUGGGAAUCAACCCAAACAUAAAGGUUAUUCAUGUAGUUUUAUUUAGGACAGCCUUUUUUGGGAGGAUUACGUUUGUCUUAUCUCAUAAUAAACUCUCACAGAUGUUUAUCCCCUCGUGUUUGAGCAGCGUAUCGGUUGGCUUUUUGAAACGCUCUAUUUUUGCAGUCACUGAAACGCAAUGGGGUUUUGGCUAAUAAUACAGUUUGUACCAAGGAAGUGACUUGUGGUUGCCUCUUUUGCAUACUUCUCACUUUUCAGUUCACGUGCGCACAGUAAACCCUUUUACGGAAUCUCGUGAUCACGUGUGCUGUGUUAAAAAACACCCAAACAAGCACCAUGGACAGCGGCAUUACUGUUCUCAUACACUAGAGGGCAGCAGAGAAGGAAG